Messenger RNA from Penaeus vannamei (Pacific white shrimp), 895 nucleotides. NCBI's taxonomy places the organism in Eukaryota, Metazoa, Arthropoda, Malacostraca, Decapoda, Penaeidae. The record is from RefSeq and is a predicted model, not a curated record.
CGCGGGCAUCCCUCGGGCCCACGUGUGCUGGGCCCUCGCCGCCCUCUCAGCACCCUCUCCGCUUCCUGUCCUUCAUGCAUGCCAGUCCACCACAUCCCGGUCCACAACCAGCAAUCCCAGAACCAGGACACCAUUGAGUCGCCAUCGUCCCUGAAGACGAGUAUCUGGUCCGCCUCGUCCUUCCUUCACCAGCUUUGGUUCUUCGUGAAUCUACUCGCGAUAAACAACUACCAACAGUCUUAUAAUGUUUGGAUUACCAGUUCGUCAUGUAGUGUGACAGAAGCGGGGCUGUAUUCGAUGUUAUUCAGCUACAGCAACCUACUGACCGUGUUCUUUGGGCCUGUUGGAGGGGUCUUCACGGAUUACAUGAUACGGAAAGCAUAUAGAACGCCUAACGAGCUGGACCGCCGAGUGAAGGAAGUGCAGGCGUCCUUCUGGCCGCUCCUGGUCACGACGGUGUUCACCUCCAUCAUGUACGCCUGCCUGCUGUUCUUCCACCCGGCUGCCAUCUACGUCUCCCUCCUGUGCAUGGUGGUGUCCAGGCCUUGUAUCAUCGCAGUGUCCACGGCCUACCUCAGGAUCAGGUUCCCCGCCGGGCAUUUCAACCGCCUGCUGGGCAUCUACGGCACCGUGGCCUCCGCUCUGCUCUUCUUGCAAUACCCUCACUUCAUGUGGGCGCAACAUAUGUAUUAUGCGGCGCACGCGCUGAUCCUGGCCGUGCUGGCGGUGAGCUUCCUGAACCCGAUCCACCUGCUCUUCACGCCGCUCAUGCGACACGCCGUGGCCACGAGGGACAACCUGAAGCCCGAGGACCUGCACCCCGUCAGGAACACCUACGCUGAUGAUAAGGGGGUUAAUGGCUUAUAAAGUGGAUUCUUUGGUCAACUAGAAGCGG